GAGGUACAGUCACGAGUAUCCCGGGACCUGUUGUCUGCACUUGAACAAACUCUACAACCAACAAUGGCCAGCAAUCAAAUUCGAAUCACCCAGCAGCAUUUCCUAGUCGUGGCCGCUCUGCUCUUCCUGGUGCAUCCAACUCACCAGCAAGAUGUUGAAUGCGGACGAUCGAUGGUCACUUCCAGGAUCGCUGGAGGGAUGGAGGCCACGCCCAACGCCUUCCCGUGGAUGACCCACCUGAAAUUAAAAUUCUGGAGCGGCGAAGCCUCCUCAUGCGGCGGAAUUCUCAUCGACGCCCAUCACGUCCUCACGGCUGCCCAUUGCCUCUUCGGAGUCAUCAGCCUCAAAGUCACGCUGGGCGCUCACGACGUCACUUCUCCUCCGCUCUCAUCGUCCAAUCAGCAAAUCUUUGACGUCGAUUCCGGUUCUAAUUUGAAGUCUCAUCCCGAUUGGAAUUACGGCCAAGUCGAGGACGAUAUCGCCCUCAUCCGGCUCCCCUAUCCCGCCUAUUUCAACGAAUUUGUCCAACCGGCUUGUCUGCCUUUUGCCGGUGAUUCCGACCAAGUCAACGAUCCGGUGGUCCUGGCCGGAUGGGGAAAUUUCUCCAGUGCUGUGGACAGCGGAUUUAGUCCGGUUUUGCGCCAAACGGAGACGACCGUCAUUUCUUCGUUCGGGACUAACGGCCAGUGCCAGCAGACGGCCGGAUUGGGCUCCUUCUCCGGCGAAAAGGUCAUCUGCAGCGACGGAUCUCAAGGGCGUCGCUUCUGCCACGGCGACGACGGUGGUCCGAUGAAUUUCUACAACGCCGAAUGGGACCGGUGGUUCGUCGUCGGAGUGGCCGGAGUGGGUGACAGUUCCGUCGGAUGUCCGACGGCCAGGAAACCCAACGUCUUUGUACGUGUCAGGGGAUACCUGGACUGGAUCGGAGGCAUCACCGGAUUGAAGCCCAUCACAACCACAACAACUACAACCACCACGACAACAACAAAACCAUCCACAACAACAACAACUGCAGCAACAGUCUCCACAACCACACCUGUAACUUCAACAACAACUUCAGUAACAACGGCGCCAUCCAGCAGCAGCACAGUCACUAUCAGCUCUACUUCCGCUAGGACAACUACAUCCCCACAACCUUCCGGCAGCAGUCAAGCCUUUUCCUUUCUGUCCCUGUCGCUCGUUUCAAUCAGUUUCCUGUUGAGUUGUGUAAUACAGAGCAAUUAAAACGCAGCACUCAACUAAAAGAAAAAUAACAAGCCAGCAAUAAUUGAAAUCAGCCAUCGCACAUAUGCAUAUCCACUCGCUAUAAUUCCAGCCAAACGAACUAAAAAAUGUAAAGAUAAUGAUAUAACUGUCGACGACAAAUGAUACGCUCACGAUUGGAUAAAUAUACCGCAUAAUAAUGGCCAAACUGAUUCAUUCUUUGUCUACAAUUGUCGUCUGAAUCAAAUAUACCGCGUCAAAAAUU
Molecule: messenger RNA, 1468 nt
Organism: Daphnia pulicaria
Lineage: Eukaryota; Metazoa; Arthropoda; Branchiopoda; Diplostraca; Daphniidae
Product: chymotrypsin-like elastase family member 2A
Exons: 6
Coding region: 64-1224 (386 amino acids)
Biological process (GO): proteolysis
Molecular function (GO): serine-type endopeptidase activity
Source: RefSeq, a predicted model, not a curated record